UGACAGACGAAGACACGGUGAAGAGAUACUACGCCAAGUUCGAGGAGAGGUUUUUCCAGACCUGCGAGAAGGAGCUUCUGAAAAUCAACACGUUCUAUUCAGAAAAGCUCGCCGAGGCCCAGCGGCGGUUUGCGACUCUGCAGAACGAGCUGCAGUCGUCGCUGGACGCUCAGCGGGAAAGCAACGCUCCGCCCGGCCUGCGGAAACGCAAGACCAUGUUCCACCUGUCGCAGGAGGAGCGCUGCAAACACCACAACAUCAAGGACCUGAAGCUAGCCUUCAGCGAGUUCUACCUCAGCCUCAUCCUGCUCCAGAACUACCAGAACCUGAACUUCACCGGUUUCCGUAAGAUCCUGAAGAAGCAUGACAAGAUCCUGGACACUCCUCGCGGCGCCGACUGGCGGGUGGCUCACGUGGAGGUGGCGCCGUUCUACACCUGCAAGAAGAUCACGCAGCUCAUUACCGAGACGGAGACGCUGGUGACCACAGAGCUGGAGGGAGGCGACCGUCAGAGGGCCAUGAAGAGGCUGAGAGUUCCUCCGCUGGGGGCAGCUCAGCCUGCCUUGGCCUGGACCACCUUCCGCGUCGGCCUCUACUGCGGCUUCUUCAUCAUCCUCGCCAUCGCCUUCGUUCUCACCGGUGCCGUGUUCGUCCGCUACGAGAACGUGUGGCCUCUGGUGCGGAUCUACCGCGGCGGCUUCCUGUUGAUCCAGUUCCUCUUCCUGCUGGGCAUCAACACAUACGGAUGGAGGCAGGCCGGAGUCAACCACGUCCUCAUCUUCGAGAUCAACCCGAGAAACAACCUCUCGCACCAACACCUGUUUGAGAUUGCCGGCUUCCUCGGCGUGCUGUGGUGUCUCAGCAUCCUGUCCUGCCUGUACUCGGAGUACACCUACCUCCCCAUGCAGAUCAACCCCCUCAUCCUCUACGGCUUCAUGCUGCUCUUCCUCAUCAACCCCUUCAAGACCUGCUACUACAAGUCACGCUUCUGGCUCCUCAAACUGCUG
Messenger RNA from Stegastes partitus (bicolor damselfish), 1007 nucleotides. Its product is annotated as xenotropic and polytropic retrovirus receptor 1 homolog. Gene Ontology annotation, biological process: phosphate ion transport; cellular response to phosphate starvation. The transcript has 7 exons. The record is from RefSeq and is a predicted model, not a curated record. Gene Ontology annotation, molecular function: inositol hexakisphosphate binding; phosphate transmembrane transporter activity. The annotation marks the transcript as partial. Lineage: Eukaryota; Metazoa; Chordata; Actinopteri; Pomacentridae. Gene Ontology annotation, cellular component: Golgi apparatus; cytoplasm; plasma membrane.